AUGUCUUCCUGGUUGGGGAGCAUCAGCUCUGGUCUAGGCCAUUCUCUGGGACAAGUGGGGGGCGGUUUGGUGUCCCUCACUGGCCACAUCUCUAAUUUUACAAAGGAUAUGCUCGUGCAAGGAGCAGGGGAAGUAGCAGAAUUACCAACUUCCGGAAGAGGAGAAAUUGAACUCCUUCAUUUGCUCUUAAAAUCAGAAAAUGAAAGGCUCCAAAACCUAUGUAGUGAUCUUGAAGAGAAACAUGAAUCGUUAGAACGUCAAAUGAAACAGCAGUCAACAAGUUACACAGGCCAGCUUCAGCAAAAAGAGAGGGAAAUUUACCACCUUAAAGUCAGACAAGCAGAGCUGCAGAAGGAGCUGGUAAAGCUGAAGGCGUUCCACUCAGCACGUGGCAGCAUUGUCGCCAUCUGCACCUCAUCAUGUGCACUAGGCUACGGGGCCGGUCAGCCCAGGCCAGCAUUUAGUGAUGAGGACAUGAUUAGUAUUGACUUGAAUUCCUCAGAAGAAGAAAUUUAUUGGCUGCCUAGUGAAGGCUCGGGGCUCGAGUCUGAGGUUGGCCACUGGAAAAACAUAGUCGAGGUUUCUAAGGACGAAAGACCACAUCGUUCUGAUCAAAACGAAGUCAGCAAGCUGCAGAAAAUAAUCAAAGAUCUUAAACAAAAUCAAAAACAGGAACUUGAUAACUGCCAACAUGAAAUAGCAGAAUUGCAAGAUGCACAUCAUCUGCAACUGGCUGAGCUGACUUGUCAACACCGAGAGGAAGUGCAUGCUCAUGAGGCACGGGUUGAGGAGCUUCAACAACUAUUGGAGCAAGGUUUUUCAGGAGACUACCACGCUAAAGUCUCCGAGAUGCAAAAGUCCAUCGAAGUAUUGCAAACAGAAAAAACUGAAUCCUCCCAAAAAAUCAACGAACUGGAGGGUAAAAUAAAAGACAUGACUCAAAGAUUAACUUCUGCCGAACAUGACAACGAUAGUUUGCGGAGAGAAUACGAACAGCUGAAUGUGGAAAAGGGACAAAUCUUGCUUGAAUGUGAGACGUUACGAGUGGAAUGUGAGAGGCUGGCAUGUUGUGCUGAGAAGCCCGUGGAGCCUGCGGCGGGCGAAGAAACCAUUGCGGUGGCGGAGGAAGUGCUCAGGCUCCAGCAGGCACUAGCUGACAGUGAAAAUGAAACCAAAACGCUGAAUCAACAUGUAAUUUUAAUGAAAGAUCAGCUAUUAAACCAACGAAACGAAGGCGAUGUUAUCAUCAGUAAACUAAAAGAAGAUCUAGAUCAUGAAAAAAAGCGAGUUCAUCAGCUUGAGAGGGACAAAGCAAACAUUUCUGAAGAAUUGGAGGAGGAGAGAAAAAAUUUAAAUCAGAAUGAAUUUGAGCUGUGUGCUUUGCAUUCAACCAAGCAGGAGCUUGAAGAUAAAGUACAAGAUUUAGUUGAUCAGCUAAAUAAGGCACAGAAAAACAAUGAAGGCAUCCAGAAAGAGAAUCUGCACCUUAAAAUGAACCUUCAGCAAAAUGAGGAGGAGCAUAGUAGAAUUAGAAAAGAAUUAAUUAUUAGUCAAGACCUUAGUAAUAAUUGUAACAAUUUACUUAAAGAAAAGGAAAUUGAAGUAAGAAACUUAAAGCAGCAGCUUUCAGAAGUCGAAAAGCGUGAUGAAAAUUUACAGAAAAUUGCCUUUGAGCUCAGAAUAGAAAAUGAGAAGUUGAUUUUGGCAUGUGAACAGGUGAAACAUAACUUAGAAGAGUCUGUUACUGUAAACAAUCGGGUUUCUUUAGAAAAAGACAUGAUUGUGGAGACCCUGACAAGGGAAAAGGAGCAGCUAGAAGCUCAGUUACAUGGCGCUGAGCAGAGGCUGUCGGAGGAGGCCGGCAGGCACAGGCAGAGCCUCGAGGAGCUGUCCAGCGCACACGCGUUGGAUUCCUCUGCCCUUAAGCUGGAACAGGAACGUUUACUGAAACUCAAUCAGGAGAAGGACUUGGAAAUAGCGGCUCUGCAAAAGAGCAUUGAGAAACUAGACACCCGUCACAAACAUACCGAGGAGCUUUUGUCGUCUAGUUUAGAAAGGCAGGAGCAGCUGACACAAGUUAUAAAUGAGAAGGAAAACUGCAUUGAAAAUCUUCAUGAAAAAAGUUCAGAGCUGCAGGCAGAAUUGGACAGAUGUAUUGAGACUUCUAAAAAGAAUGAAAUUUUACAACAGACGGUAGAGGAAAAGGAUAGAAGCCUGGGCUGCAUUAAAGAAGAAAUUAAUCAUCUCCAGGAGGAGCUCGAGUGGCUCAGGGAGCAGCAGAGUCGGGCUGCGCAGGGCGCCGAGCCCGGAUCCCCUGACAGCGUGGCCAAACUAGAGUCAGAGGUGACCCAUCUGACCAUUGUCAAGGAACAUCUGGAAGAAGAGAUUAAGGAACAUCUAAAGAUCAUUGAAGAUCAAAGACAGGGUAAGAGGCAGCUGCUUCAGUCUCUGCAGGUGCUGAAGAAGGCGAUGGAGGAGUAUAAGCACCAGUAUGAGCAAAUGAAUGCCAGCCAUGCGCUGCUGUUGUCAGAGAAAGAUGAGGAAAUUCAGAACCUGCAGAAAACAAUUGAACAGAUCAAAACCCAGCUGCCCGAGGAAGGACAGCAUAUCCCCACCAAAAACUGUAAUAUCUGUCCUGAAGCGAAAGUUCAAAAUGUUAGCCUUGAAAACAAAAGUGAAAAACAUGAACUAUCUAAAGCAGAAACAGAAGAGUUAGUAAAAGGAAUACAAGAGCGAGAUUUGGAGAUUAAGCUUCUACAUGAAAAGAAUAUAUCUUUAACUAAACGGAUUGACCAACUAUCAAAGGAUGACGUAGGAAAGCUAACUCAACUUCUUCAGCAGAAGGAUUUGGAAAUCCAAGCUCUUCAUGUUCAAAUGUCUUCGCCGUCCUACUCCCAGGACAUCCUUGCCCUUCAGCAGCAGCUGCAAGCCUAUGCUACGGAGAGAGAGCAGGUAUUAGCUGUUCUCAGUGCCCAAACGAGGGAAAACAGCCAUCUCAAAACGGAAUAUCACAAAAUGAUGGACAUAGUGUUUGCCAAAGAGUCAGCACUCGUUAAACUCCAACAAGAAAAUAAACAAAUGUCCUCCAAGCUGGAGAACACCAGCCAAGAAAUGUUUAGAGAAACACUUCAGAAUCUAUCACGGAUCAUAAGAGAAAAGGACUUUGAGGUAGACGCAUUACGGCAAAAAUGCGAGACCUUAUUGACGGUCCUGCAAACCUCUGGCACCGGUAAUGAGGCCGGGGGUGUUAACAGUGAUCAGUUUGAAAAGCUGUUACAGGAACGUGACCAGUUAAGACAAAAGGUAAGCAAAAUGUUAGAGUGGAAAGAGCAAGUCACAACUGUGGUCCGGAAUAUGCACCAUGAGUCAGCCCAUCUCCACCAAGAGCUGCUUCAGCUCCAAGAGCAAAUGUUGGAAAGCAGCAAGAGUAGCGUGAAAUUGCAAGGCAACUACGAUGACCUGAUACAGAAUUAUGAACAAAAUGAAAACAAACUGAAAAAUUUGAGGCGCGAGUUGACACAAAUGCAGCGCUAUUUGGGGCAGCAAGGCAAUGCCAAAGACCUCUCUAUAGGAAAACUUGAUAGCAUUUCACCCCCACCGCUCACUGGGUCAUUGUCUCCUUGUGAGGCAGCAGGGCCUCUUGGAGCCUGUGAGUCUGAUAGAACCAGGGAGACUUCCCCAUCGCUUCAGCAAGAGGUAGAAGAGCUAAGGAGAUCCCUGAAAGAAAGAGAAAAUACCAUCAGAAGACUGCAGGAGAAUAACCAACACCUGUUUGACUCCAUUGCUGCUGCCGCAGAGCUGGGAAGGAAACAGCACGAGCAGCACGAUUCGGAGCUCAGGCAGCUGAAGCAAACGUAUGAUGUCCUGCAAAACCUCCUCAAGGAGAAAGACCUCCUCCUCGAGGACCGAAGUCAUCGGCUGCUUUCCUCAAAUGAGAAUUUGGCCAACACAGUGAGUGAAAAUGAAAUUUUAAGACAGGCAGUAACAAACCUAAAGGAGAGAAUACUAAUUUUAGAAAUGGACAUUUCAAAACUAAAGGAUGAAAAUGACAAAAUAGUGGAAGAGACUAGGGAGAAGGAGCAUGCACAUCAAGCAUUACAAGAGACGAACAUGAAGAUCUCCAUGAUGUUGCAAGAAAAAGAGGCCGAGUGUCAUUCACUGAAGGACAAAGCUGUUGCUUUUGAGCAACUGUUGAAGGAAAAAGCACAGGGCAAGGCCGAGGAGUUAAAUGAACUUUUAAAAACAGUUAAGUCAAUGCAGAAGAAAGAUCAGUUUUUGAAACAGCAAGGCUGUGUUGCUCAAUGGGUGAGUGGGUGGCUUGGAGGGGGAGCCCAAACUGACCCCAACACACCUCCAAGACCAAAGCAGCAGGCCAGGCUCAACAGGUCAUUUGUGGAACUUUUUGUCAGUUACUUGCAAACGGAAUCACUCCCAUCAUCCAUUCCACCGUCCAAACUUCCGGCCAGUGAGACGAAACCUCUGGAUUCUGGACUUGACCUGGGCAGACCCGGAAGCCUUCUGCUGGAGCCCCACACGGACUUACUGCCACCAGUGGUUACAUUGGCACCACCGUCAGUGCCAGCGCACAACAGCACUGGAGUUGUGACACAAGAUCUUUUAAAGAAGUAG
Molecule: messenger RNA, 4629 nt
Organism: Ochotona princeps (American pika)
Lineage: Eukaryota; Metazoa; Chordata; Mammalia; Lagomorpha; Ochotonidae
Product: thyroid receptor-interacting protein 11-like
Exons: 1
Coding region: 1-4629 (1542 amino acids)
Biological process (GO): Golgi organization; endoplasmic reticulum to Golgi vesicle-mediated transport
Cellular component (GO): Golgi apparatus
Molecular function (GO): small GTPase binding
Source: RefSeq, a predicted model, not a curated record